CUAUAAAUAACCUCCACUCACAGCUUCCCUUCCCUCCCCUUCUUCCUCAUUUUAACGACCUCUCAUCGUUCUCAUCCAUAAAUCACCCAAACCGGUCCGCCCUCUCUGUAAACGGGUUAACCCGUUAACGUGUCUCUCAAAAUGGAUCGACCCAGAUUCGUGAUCGAGUCCGCCGAAGCUGAACAAAUGGCCAAACAAUCGGGCCAAACCGUGCUCCAACUCCUCCCGUCGUUGGUCAAAUCCGCCCAGACCUUGGCUCGCCCGCCAAUCUCGAACUACCACGUCGGAGCAGUCGGAAUGGGACCGUCUGGUCGGAUCUUUUUCGGGGUCAACCUUGAAUUCCCGGGUCUUCCCCUCAACCAGUCCGUCCACGCCGAGCAAUUCCUCAUCACCAACCUUUCCCUCAAUGCGGAACCACGUCUUAGAUACCUGGCUGUUUCCGCCGCCCCUUGUGGCCAUUGCCGCCAAUUCCUCCAAGAGCUCCGUGGCGCCUCCGAUGUCAAGAUCCUCAUAACUUCUUCCGAAGACGAAAAAGAAAACAAAAUAAACAAUAAUUGUAAUGAUAAAGACCAAGAAUUUACUCCGUUGUCCCAUUUCUUACCUCAUAGGUUCGGCCCAGACGAUUUGCUAGAAAAAGACGUUCCUCUUCUCCUCGAGCCUCAUCGAAACGGCUUGUCCUUUUGCAACGAUUUGUGCAACGGCAAAAUCAACGGUGUCGAUGAUUUAAAACAUGCGGCUCUUGAUGCGGCCAAUAUGUCGCACGCGCCUUACAGCGGCUGUCCAUCUGGGAUGGCGUUGCUGGAUGUUGAAGGCAAUAUAUACAAAGGGUCUUACAUGGAAUCGGCAGCUUAUAAUCCGAGUUUGCCACCGGCUCAGGCGGCGCUCGUCGCUUACGUGGCUGGCGGUGGCGGAGGCGGGUACAAGAGGAUUGUUGGGGCAGUUCUUGUGGAGAAAGCGGAUGCUGUUAUUAAACAAGAACAUACUUCAAGGCUGCUUUUGCAGUGCAUUUCGCCAAAGUGUGAGUUCAAAGUGUUCCAUUGUACAAAAACUUGUUAAAAGAUUUCAGUUCUUAAUAAUAUAAGCUAUAUCUAAGCAUGAUAUGGAUUAUUGACGAAGAAGAAACGGAAUCGGUUUAGGAAACCAAGUCCAACCAUGAAAACGGAAUCAGCCAUUUAAUAAAAAGUUUUAAUCUUUUGUGAA
This is a messenger RNA of Gossypium arboreum, 1200 nucleotides long. RefSeq names its product cytidine deaminase 1-like. Gene Ontology annotation, cellular component: cytosol. The record is from RefSeq and is a predicted model, not a curated record. NCBI's taxonomy places the organism in Eukaryota, Viridiplantae, Streptophyta, Magnoliopsida, Malvales, Malvaceae. Gene Ontology annotation, molecular function: cytidine deaminase activity; zinc ion binding. The coding region runs from base 142 to 1056 and encodes 304 amino acids. The transcript has a single exon.